GAAGAGAGCGAGCUUCAAACCCUGAGAAAGAAUCUCAGCACCAUAAAAUUCAGGCAUCCACUCAACAACUAAGACCAAUUAUGGAGGCCAAGGAGGUACCCCCACACCUCGGCAGUUGAGCGGCAGGAGCCGCGAGGGGGAAGCCGCAGGGUGGCGAGAGGGAGCCGUGAGGGCAAAGAACUGGAAGUUGUGGAAUUUAAAGAUGAAUUUUCUUUGACAAAAGGACAGCGGCUCCCAAUGUGUGGUCCUCUGCUCUGCUGGCUGUUCCAAGUGUGCUACCCAGCAGAGAACAGACUUCUCUCCCUCCCUCUGCCCCCACUGUGACGUUUCAGCCGAGAUGCCGCGCCAAUUCCCCAAGCUGAACAUCUCUGAAGUGGAUGAGCAAGUCCGGCUCCUGGCUGAGAAGGUGUUUGCUAAAGUCCUACGAGAAGAGGACAGUAAAGAUGCCCUGUCCCUCUUCACUGUCCCCGAGGACUGCCCCAUUGGCCAGAAGGAAGCCAAGGAGAGGGAACUACAGAAGGAGCUGGCAGAGCAGAAGUCUGUGGAAACUGCAAAAAGAAAGAAAAGUUUCAAGAUGAUCCGCUCCCAGUCCCUGUCUCUGCAGAUGCCAGCACAGCAAGACUGGAAAGGCCCCCCGACGACCAGUCCGGCUCUGUCUCCUGCAACCCCUGUGCUCCCUGGAGCCACUUCCCAGCCCACCCCAGCACCCUACGCCAUGCCUGAGUACCAGCGGGUCACCAUCAGUGGAGAUUACUGUGCUGGGAUCACUGUGGAGGACUAUGAGCAGGCCGCCAAGAGCCUGGCCAAGGCCCUGAUGAUCCGGGAGAAGUAUGCACGGCUCGCCUACCACCGCUUCCCUCGGACCACAGCCCAGUACCUGGGUCAUCGGCGGGCCAACACUGCACCCCUGGAAGAGGGUCUCCCAGAAUUCCACCCUCCCCCACAGCCUGGGGAAGACCCUUACUGCCUGGACGAUGCACCCCCCAACCUGGGCUACCUGGUCUGCAUGCAGGGGGGCAUCCUUUUCGUGUAUGAUAACAAAAAGAUGCUGGAGCGCCAGGAGCCCCACAGCCUGCCCUACCCUGACCUGGAGACCUACACGGUGGACAUGAGCCACAUCCUGGCUCUCAUCACUGAUGGCCCCACGAAAACCUAUUGUCACCGGCGACUGAAUUUUCUGGAAUCCAAAUUCAGCCUUCACGAGAUGUUAAAUGAAAUGUCCGAGUUCAAAGAAUUGAAGAGUAACCCCCAUCGAGACUUCUAUAAUGUGAGAAAGGUGGACACACACAUUCACGCAGCAGCCUGCAUGAACCAGAAGCACCUGCUCCGCUUCAUCAAGCACACGUACCAGACAGAGCCUGACAGGACUGUGGCUGAGAAGCUGGGCCGGAAGAUCACCCUGCGGCAGGUGUUCGACAGCCUGCACAUGGACCCCUACGACCUCACUGUGGAUUCCCUGGAUGUCCAUGCUGGCCGACAGACAUUCCAUCGUUUUGACAAGUUCAACUCCAAAUACAACCCUGUGGGGGCCAGUGAGCUGCGCGACCUGUAUUUAAAAACUGAAAACUAUCUGGGAGGAGAGUACUUUGCCAGGAUGGUCAAGGAGGUGGCCCGAGAGCUGGAGGAGAGCAAGUACCAGUACUCAGAGCCACGGCUGUCCAUCUAUGGCCGCAGUCCUGAGGAGUGGCCCAACCUGGCCCGCUGGUUCAUCCAGCACAAGGUCUACUCACCCAACAUGCGCUGGAUCAUCCAGGUGCCCCGGAUCUAUGAUAUAUUUAGGUCAAAGAAGCUGCUGCCAAACUUUGGAAAGAUGCUGGAGAACAUCUUCCUGCCCCUUUUUAAGGCCACAAUCAACCCCCAAGAUCAUCGGGAGCUUCACCUCUUCCUCAAAUAUGUGACAGGGUUUGACAGUGUGGAUGAUGAGUCCAAGCACAGCGACCACAUGUUCUCGGACAAGAGCCCCAAUCCAGACAUCUGGACCAGUGAACAGAACCCGCCCUACAGCUACUACCUGUACUACAUGUACGCCAACAUCAUGGUGCUCAACAACCUCCGCAGGGAACGAGGCCUGAGCACGUUCCUGUUCCGGCCUCAUUGUGGGGAGGCUGGCUCCAUCACCCACCUGGUGUCUGCCUUCCUAACUGCCGACAACAUUUCCCACGGGCUGCUCCUCAAAAAGAGUCCUGUAUUGCAGUAUCUCUACUACCUUGCUCAGAUCCCCAUUGCCAUGUCCCCUCUUAGCAACAACAGCCUUUUCCUGGAAUAUUCCAAGAACCCUCUGCGGGAAUUCCUGCACAAGGGACUACACAUCUCUCUCUCCACCGAUGACCCCAUGCAGUUCCACUACACGAAGGAAGCACUGAUGGAGGAAUAUGCCAUUGCCGCCCAAGUGUGGAAGCUGAGCACGUGCGACCUGUGUGAGAUUGCCAGGAACAGUGUGCUGCAGAGUGGCCUCUCGCAUCAGGAAAAGCAAAAGUUUUUGGGACAAAAUUAUUACAAAGAAGGACCCGAGGGAAAUGAUAUUCGAAAGACAAAUGUUGCUCAAAUCCGGAUGGCAUUCCGUUAUGAGACCUUAUGCAAUGAGCUCAGCUUCCUGUCUGAUGCCAUGAAAUCAGAAGAGUUCACAGCCCUGACCAAAUAGGUCCUGCACUCAACAUGCAUCUUAACCUUUUGGUUUAAUUUCAGGUCAGCGAUGGCUAACAGUGGUCAAGAUACCAAACUAGGGUUUUCCUCUGUAAAGAGGAUGAGUACGAAGAAAUUUCAAACUUGUGAUUUUGGUCGCCCUGUUCAUUUUAUGAUCAGACAUGCCCACUUCUGUUAGUAUUUCUGAGUAAGAGGUGGCAGCUUUUCCUUGGGUACCUGGGAGCUGGCACUAGUCUGUACUUGUUCCUAAUUUUCCACAUAUUUCUCUUGUAACUGCUGGGGCUUGAGAGUUGGGGCCAGGAUUAUCCAUGGUCAAAUGCCAAGUGACAUGAGGCCUGUGUGGUUUUCUGCCACUUCUCUCUGUAGGCCUUGCAGGCUAAUUGGUAGUUGUUCAUUUCAGCCUUUGGCUGGCUGGUUGCCUUAAACAAAAUCACUUCAAAGCUCCCUUUCAUAAAGGGGCUACUUUGAGAGAAAAUAGAAGAUUCCUUUCUUGACAGUAUUUUUUUUUUUAAAUGAAUUUAACCUGUUUAUUUAACUUUCCUUUCUAGUCAGGAAGCCAAGUGUACUCAUUACAUGGGCACUCCUAUUCUGUUUUGGUUUCCUCAUCUGGGAAGUGAGAGUUUGGAUACACAAGUAUUUUCAAAUGUGUUCUGUGAAUCCUCAGGAACAACUCCAGGGGUAGGGAAGAGAUGGGGUGAAUGAGGUUCAGGGGCUGUCAACGUGACUCUGCUUUCAUCAGUUUUACACUGGGGCUACUACAUAUUUUCAUUUGAAAAUUAAAAGCUUUGAGAAAUACAGAACCAGAUAAUCUCUGUUCCUUUUGGUUUUAAUAUCCUAUGACUGUAGCCCAAUUAGUAUUAAUUUACCCAUGAAGAGUUUGGUCAGAGAAGUGAAAUUUGUUUGCUUAGGGUCACACAGUUAAUAAAUAACAGGACUAGAACUAGGUUUCCUUAUUUCCAAUUCAGUCCUUUCCCUGCUAUUCCAUGACACUUCACAAAUGAUUUUUCUUUUUAAACUACUAUAACCUGGUGCAUUUUUUUCAAAGGCAAAAUUCUCCCUUACCUGAUACGAAGAUUUCUUCAGAAGAUCGAGUGGUCCCAGGAGCCAGAUAGAAAGCAUUUUUAUGACCAAUCUGAAGUUAAACUUUAUCAAAGAAUUCCUCAUCUGUGUUACUAGUGCCUAGUACAUAGUAGGUGCUCAAUAAAUGCAUAUGGAAUAAGUGAAUGAAUUUCUCUUUUGGCAACUUUUUAAGGAUAUGUGCUCUGAGUAUUCAACAAAAUACUCAAAACUAAAAGGACUCUGUUUUUGCUUGGGAACAUGUAUAUUGACUUUAGAUUGUCUUGUCCUGUGACUUUAUAAUGCCUGCCCCCCCAGUGGUCAAAAUAGCAUACGGAUCUAUAAAUGUAAUCUUUUUACUAGGCAAACACAUGUGCUGUCUUACAGCUAAUUAUGAAAUUGAAUGGAAACCUGUUGUUAUCUUAGGGAUUAUUUUUUAAAAACCUCCAUUUGUAUACAUUUGCCCUAACAUAGCAAGUAUUGUACAGUUUUUCAUUGUAAAUUUAUCUGUAUCAAGUAUUUUUUGAUUAUUAAAUAGUCUGUUAGGAUUGUGACUCAAAUAAUUUAAAACUAUCUCACAUUAAUAUUUAUACCAAAUAUUUUUUACUUUAAGAUUGGGCAUAAUGAAAUGCUAUCAAUAACUGUUAAUUUAUUUUUUAACUAAGAGACAUGGCUGAUAUUCACUAGAAAAAUUCAAAAUACUCAAACCGAAGCUCAUUAGACCCAGAAGGUAAAUCUUUGCUACCUUUUUUUCCUCUCACUUCUGCCCUGUUAGGGGUUCAUCAGCAAAGUUCCUUUCCCUGGAUAGUACAUCAGUCUGUUCAGCCAACGUGUGUUGGUUCGACCUGCAAUAUUUCCAGGCACCUAUCUCCUGGAGCACUUCACACUGACUACACUGUUGUCUUGAUUGGCCUUUUUGGAAGUGAAUUCCUACUCUCCACUGUGUUUGCAGUUGGAAUCAGAGGCAAUUGUAUACUGGUUUCUAAUGGAAUGGCUCUGAGGUCGUGUUAAUAGGUGUGCUUUCCAUGUUACUUUGAGUUGUAUUACUGAAAUGGUCAACAUCCUUAUUCUUUGUCUCAUGAACACAAAUCUCAGCUCCUGGGAUGGCACUGAUCAAGGCUUUUACUUCUGGUUUCCUCUUCACAUGUUUCUGAGUAAAUGUGCUACAAUACUGGUGUACACCUGUAUGUUCUAUCCCUGAACCAUGGCUGUUAUAAAGAACAGGUGUAAUUAACUCCAAUAAAAGGAACACAAAUCAUGGAUAAACACAGCUCUGUGGAUAUUUCUGUACUCUCAACCUCUAGAGAAUAAAUGUCUUUUUAGUAAGAGGAUAACAGUAAGACUAUAAAUAGCUACAAGAUUAUCAAAAUACAUCUCUGAGGAGGCUUUUAUGUCUUCUGAUACCAAAAUGUAAAUUUCUCCACAGUAUGAUGAUAUGCAUCAGUAAAUUUUAAUUAUAAGCUGCCACUUCCUCUUUUGUCUUUUCUCAACACUAAAAUUUGAAGAUGCAUCUCUAAUUAUAUUCUUGGAUCUUGGAAAUGAUUUUACAAGGUAAACACCAAACAACCACGGGAUGGAGCAUUUUAUCAAUUAUUUUUACUGUUCAAUAGGACAAAAAAGAUGUGAAAACAAAUGAUAUUCUACUGCCAAUUGUUUAUAUUAUAUUGUCAUAUAUUAUAUUGUCAUAUAUUGUCAGUGUGGGUUAUCAGCUGAUUUCUCUAAUCUCCAAUUAGUUUUCUUAUUCCUGGAUAGAUGAAGUAAACUUCAACAAAACAUAACAAAUAAACAAAAUGUCAACAAAACAUAAUAAAACAAAAACAUAACAGAUAAAAAUGCAAAUUUUUCAGACUGCUUUUUAAUGAACCUACAUUCCCAAUGUUAAAAAUUACUGAACCAAAAGAUAUUUCCAAGCAGCCUUAUUAUUGAGACAUAUAUUGGACAUAAGAAAAUCAAGUCCAAUUUGAAAUUAUUAUCAGAACAUAGCACAUAAACAUCACAAAUCCUCAGAGCACAAAUAGUCCUCUAAGGAAUAUAAAUAUUUAGUAUUUAAGAAUAUGAAAUUAGAUAAGAAAAUCUCAAUUUAGCUAAAAUUGACUAGCUAAAGAUUAUUUAUUGCACAACUUAAUCAGUUUCUCCUAAGAAUAAAACAGAUACUACUAUUCUCAACCUCUAAAUUCAGUACAUAGUCAAACUCAUAUUCUUAAACUAAAGUUCUACAGCAUUAUGAGUAAACCCUUUGUUACUGAGUUAGAAGGGAAAACUAUAACUUACAAAACAAAUUCCUCAGAAUACAUGAGACUAUUUCACAAAUCCUAGAAGGCACACAUAUUUCCUAUCAUAGUAAGUGCAUUUAAGUACUUCAUAUUUAAAAAGACAAAGCUGUACAGAAUAGAAAAAGCAUACAUUUCAUCCAUUAGACAAAUUUACAACUCUUAUGAUUAUGAUUAGAUAUUACAAUAGAACCUAAAGUUCACAUCUUAAGAAUUAUCACUCAGUUUAAUAAAGUGAGUAAAGAACUACGUUCAUUUAAUAAGGCUAAUAAAAAACAUUUUUAUUUUUCACAGUAGAACAGUUAGUGUCUUGGAGUUCAUAUUGCAAGAUAAAAAGGUGUGGCCAAUAUCAAGUCACUGUUUAAUAAUUCCUUUAAAGGUGAAGGAUUCUGGGGAUAAAAUCAUUGGCUAUACCUGGAAAGAUCAAAAAACUUGGAAAGCAGUAUUGCUCAUUUCCAGAAAUAUUUUAAAAUUAGACACUCUGAAUUAAACUCAGACUAAUCCAAAAUGACAAUUAAGAUUUUUAGAUCUGGGAUACAUCUCAGAGGAUCACUUAUCCCAAGGUUUUCAAAUAAUGUUCCAUGGAAUAAGAAGAAUGAGUGGAGAAGAUUCAGGAACCUGCAAAUUUGACUGGAAUUAAUUUUUUUUUUUAUUUAAAAAAAAGUUAAAAGAAUUCUCAUGAUACAAAUUUGUUACCAAAUUUUAAUAUGUAUCACCAAUGUAUUUUGUGUUUUCACUGGUUGACCUAAUAUUUAGUAAUUAUAGUGCACAAAGCUUAUGUAAGGACAUUGAUAUUAAUAAAAUUAAGA
Molecule: messenger RNA, 6778 nt
Organism: Sciurus carolinensis (gray squirrel)
Lineage: Eukaryota; Metazoa; Chordata; Mammalia; Rodentia; Sciuridae
Gene: Ampd3
Product: adenosine monophosphate deaminase 3
Exons: 16
Coding region: 338-2641 (767 amino acids)
Biological process (GO): AMP metabolic process; IMP salvage
Cellular component (GO): cytosol
Molecular function (GO): AMP deaminase activity
Source: RefSeq, a predicted model, not a curated record